Messenger RNA from Zingiber officinale, 1870 nucleotides. Its product is annotated as mannan endo-1,4-beta-mannosidase 2-like. Bases 161 to 1507 code for a protein of 448 amino acids. The record is from RefSeq and is a predicted model, not a curated record. The transcript is spliced from 5 exons. Lineage: Eukaryota; Viridiplantae; Streptophyta; Magnoliopsida; Zingiberales; Zingiberaceae. Gene Ontology annotation, molecular function: hydrolase activity, hydrolyzing O-glycosyl compounds.
UGCGAAGAGUUGAGUGUGAUGCCAACAUUCCACCAAAUUCGCAGCCACUGCAUGUGGUAUUUCUUCAACCCCAAAGAUUCUGAUUUCAUCUUGCGAACUCCUCUCGUAGAUCGAUUCUUGCCGAGGUUCCUCCUCCGCCUGCAAGCUUUCAGAGCGAACGAUGAGCCCCGGUAGGCAGGGCGGCGGCGGUGGUUGGCUUAAGCAUUUUGCUGGCCACGCCAGGGUGAGAUCAAGGAAUGGACUGGCUUACCCCCUUCUUGGAAUCGCCUUCUUUGCGGCCUUCAUCUACUUCUCCUUUGGGGACUUCAGGCCCUCUACGGGAAGCGCGGAAUUGAGCUUCGUGGAGAGGAAUGGCACCCAGUUCGUGCUCGAUGGGAGGGCGUUCUACGUCAACGGGUGGAACUCGUACUGGAUGCUGGACCAAGCGGCGGAGGAGUUCAGCAAGCCGAGGGUUACGGAGAUGUUCCAGAUCGGCGCGAAGAUGGGCAUGACGGUCUGCAGGACCUGGGCGUUCAAUGAUGGAACCUACCACGCACUUCAGGUUUCCCUCGGCAUAUUCGAUGAGCGCGUCUUCAAGGCAUUGGAUUGGGUAAUUGCGGAAGCAAGAAGACACGGCAUCAGGCUGCUUCUUAGCUUGGUAAACAAUUUGCAGCAUUACGGUGGGAAGACACAAUAUGUCAAAUGGGCAUGGGACGACGGGAUCGGGCUGAGUUCUUCAAAUGAUUCUUUCUUCUUUGAUCCUUCAAUUCGGAAGUACUUCAAGAUUUACUUAAAGACCAUAUUGACGAGGAAGAACCAUUUAACAGGAAUAGAGUACAGGGACGAUCCCACAAUCUUUGCUUGGGAAUUGAUGAAUGAACCACAAUGCGCAUCUGAUUCUUCUGGUGACACUCUCCAAGAGUGGAUUGAAGACAUGUCUGAGUUUGUGAAAACAAUUGAUCAUAAGCACCUCUUGACCAUUGGACUUGAGGGGUUCUAUGGACCAGUAAGUUCACAAGAGAAGCAAAGUAUCAAUCCAGGGCAGUGGUACGGCACUCUGGGAUCAGAUUUUCUUCUCAACUCCAAAGUCUCUCAUGUUGACUUCGCUUCUGUCCAUGUAUAUCCUGAUCAAUGGUUGUUGAAAGCAAAUUUUAGUGAGAAAACCAAUUAUAUUUCCAAAUGGGUGACAUCACACAUUGAAGAUGGUGAUCAGGAACUGCAUAAGCCAGUCAUGUUCACUGAAUUUGGCCUCUCCAAAAAAUCAAAGAAGUUUGAGCACCCUCAAAGGGUUAUCUUUUACAGAUCCAUCUUUGACAAAAUCUACGAGUCUGCUAGGAAAAAUGGAGCUGGAGCAGGGACUAUGAUAUGGCAGUUACUGGUUCCAGGAAUGGAAGAAUAUAGUGAUGACUAUGGGAUCAUACCAGGUCAGACACCUUCAGUUGAUAGUUUGUUAAAGGAGCAGUCAUGUAGGUUACUGUCAUUGAGACUGGGAAAGGACUCAUCUGACACAAGUUCAAGAAUAUGCUAAAACACAAUAGAUUUUUCCCCAUCUUCACUUAUUCCGAUCCAGAACAACUCUUUCUACUAGCAUUAUUUGGAUCCUUCAAACUAAAUAAAAGCGAAAGAGUUCUUCGAGUUCGACAUUUAAGCAAAUACAGAUAUCUUGUGCUGUUUUAUUAACUGAAUUUUUUUUUGACCCAUCACUGUUUAAAUUAAGGAUAAGGCUCUUGAUGUAUUGACUAUAUAUUGGUCUUGUUAAAUGAAAGCUCAAGAAAUAUUGUAGUAGCAAACUGGAAGCUGUGAGCUGAGUAUUUAUUUACUUUUCCUAUUUGGGUGCAUGUUUUGUUGGUGGAUUAGAGAGGGAGAUAAAUAAGACAACUAUUAGUUCGUA